AUGGGCAAACGUGUAACGCUGUUCGAUCCCCCGGCGCAGGACCACUCCAAGUCUCUUAUCGAGAAUGUCCUCGACCUGACGCCAGUAGUGGACCUCGGCCCAGAUGUGUUCACUAAUACCCGCCCGCUUUGGCAUCCCCGGGGAGCCCGUGGCAUCUACGGCGGUGCCGCGAUCGCCCAGUCCCUCGCCGCAGCCAUGCUGACCGUGCCCGCCGACUAUGCCGUCCACAGCAUGCACUGCUACUUCGUGCUCGCCGGUGACUCCGAAAUUCCGAUUCUGUACCACGUCGAGCGUGUACGCGAUGGAAAAAGCUUUAUAACCCGAACCGUGCAGGCGCGACAGCGGGGCCGGCCGAUCUUCACCACCACGCUGAGUUUCAGCCGGGUCGGCAGUGGCGGCGAGAAGACGGUCCACCACGCCGUGCCGAAGCCAGAGGUCAAGUUCCCCGAAGAUCCUGCACCGGGCAGUCUGAAGGCUCUUAGCAAUGCGGGUGGCGGGGGUGGCGGUCCGUUUGAAUCAAGGAAGGCGGGGAUUUUGAACCGCAGCUCUUCCAAUCAAGAAGACAAAAAGAUCCGGCGGUAUAUUCGCGCUCGCGGUGCAAUCUCCGAACAGGGUGGGUAUCAGGCACAUCUAUCGGCUCUGGCCUAUAUCACCGAUAGUUACUUCAUCGGUACCAUCUCCCUUGUUCACGAUAUUCCGCGAUUCUCUUCCCCGGGUGAACUUGAGAAACUGCUCAAGGCUCUCAAGAACCCAUCCGAUCUCGACGAUGAGGAUAUUCAUUCGGCUCUGAAGGAGUUGAAGGAGGAAGAGGCUGCGGAGCUGCGUCGUCGUGUCGAAGGAGCCCUGAGCAAGUAUGCCAAGGCCGGUGAUGAUGACCACAAGGAGAUUGGCAUGAUGGUCAGCCUGGACCACUCCAUCUACUUCCACAACCCGUGGGCCUUCCGUGCCGAUGAGUGGAUGCUGACGGAGAUGGAGAGCCCGUGGGCUGGCGAAGGACGAGGUUUGGCAAUUCAGAAGAUUUGGUCCAGCGAUGGACUGCUCAUUGCUACUUGCACGCAAGAGGGUGUCGUGCGGUUAAAGCAGGAUAAGCCACCAUUGUCGAAGAUCUAG
Molecule: messenger RNA, 1110 nt
Organism: Penicillium bovifimosum
Lineage: Eukaryota; Fungi; Ascomycota; Eurotiomycetes; Eurotiales; Aspergillaceae
Exons: 4
Coding region: 1-1110 (369 amino acids)
Biological process (GO): fatty acid catabolic process; acyl-CoA metabolic process
Cellular component (GO): peroxisomal matrix
Molecular function (GO): fatty acyl-CoA hydrolase activity
Source: RefSeq, a predicted model, not a curated record